Messenger RNA from Ogataea parapolymorpha DL-1, 1656 nucleotides. RefSeq names its product putative actin-binding protein. Gene Ontology annotation, molecular function: actin filament binding. Gene Ontology annotation, biological process: regulation of actin filament polymerization. NCBI's taxonomy places the organism in Eukaryota, Fungi, Ascomycota, Pichiomycetes, Pichiales, Pichiaceae. Bases 1 to 1656 code for a protein of 551 amino acids. Gene Ontology annotation, cellular component: site of polarized growth; plasma membrane; actin filament. The record is from RefSeq and is a predicted model, not a curated record. The transcript has a single exon.
AUGGAGAGACUCGACCUAGCCACCUACAGCAAGGAGAUCAAGCAGAACUACGACAAACUCAUCUCCGGUGAACUGUCCUAUGUCAUUUACACCACCCAAAAAGACUCAUCUCUCAAGCCUACAGUCCAAGGCGACGGAGACAUCAACGAGUUUGUGACCGAGUUUGAAGAAGGCGCAGUCCAAUUCGGUUACAUUCGUGUCAAUCCGUACGGUUCUGACGUCCAGAAGAUUUUGCUAGUUGGCUGGUGUCCAGACUCUGCUCCUUUGAAGAGCAAAGUGUCGUUUUCAAAUAACGUUGCCGAAGUCGGCAGGAUCUUGCACUACCACGUCCAGGUGACUGCUAGAGAUCCUGAUGACCUGGACGUGGACGACCUGCUGAAAACUGUGAGUAAUGCUUCCGGUGCCAGGUAUUCCAUCCAAUCGCUGCCACAGUCUUCUGCUCCUAAGACCACCAAGCCUGCCCCAAAGCCUGUCCCUAAGCCUGCCAAAACAGAAGAUCCAGCACCUACCAAGCCCGCUAGAGACACUCCACUAAGACCGGCUACAACUCCUGCUCCAGCCAAGCCUGCUGAACAAGACGACGAAUGGGGUGGAGAAGAAGAAAUCCAGGAGAGAGACUUCAGCAAAAAGCCAUUGGAGACUCUUCCUUCAGCAUACAAGCCAACAAAAGUCGACAUUGAGACGCUGAGAAAGGGUCCAUCACAAACGACCAGCUCGCAACCCGCCACUGUUUCAUUGAGUCUUGGAGACGGUCGCCUGUCUUCCCUGCCUAAACCAAAAGUGACAAACUCUGUCGCUUCCAAAUUCCAGGAAGUUGUCCAGCCAUCGUUUGGCUCGAAACCUUCCUUUGGUGCUCCUCCAAAGAGGGACGAACAUGUCUCGUCUGGCCUGAACCGCAAUUUCGGGGCCACUAAUGGUAAGACCCCUGCUCAACUCUGGGCUGAAAAGAAAGGACAGUUCAAAGAUGUCGAGACUGAUUCGAAGCCUGUGAAUGCUGAGUCUGAAGAAGAGACCAAUGUGCACGUCAACGAUGUCAGAGCCAAGCUGGAGGCCCUGAAGACGGAGGAAGAGCCAAAGCAAGCAUUUCCUCCUCCACCAGUGAGAUCCUCGUUCCCACCUCCUCCAGUCAGAACUGUUCCGAAAGAGGAAGAAGAGAAGGAGUCUGAGCCAGAACAGGAAAAGGAGGCCGCGCCUGCCCCUCCUACCGCACCACGUCCGGCUCCUGCUGCUCCAUCGGCAGCUCCAACGGCAGUUGCAGAGUACGAUUACGAGGCAGCUGAGGACAACGAGAUUGGAUUCGCAGAGGGUGAGGUUAUUGUGGACAUCAAAUUUGUCGAUGAGGACUGGUGGCUCGGAACCAAUGCUGCUGGCAAAACCGGUCUCUUCCCUGCCACAUAUGUUGUCCUGAACGAGAAAAAAGAUGAAGAACCAGCUGCUGAAGAGGUCCCAGAACCAGAACCAGAACCAGAGCCAGAAGCUUCUAAAGGGUUGACUGCCGUCGCAGAGUACGACUACGACGCUACUGAGGACAACGAAAUCAGUUUCAAAGAGCAGGAUAUCAUUACAGAAAUCGAACAGGUCGACGAGGACUGGUGGCUGGGAUCCUGCAAUGGCGAAAGAGGACUGUUCCCUGCCAACUACGUUAAGCUACAAUAG